Molecule: messenger RNA, 2815 nt
Organism: Camelina sativa (false flax)
Lineage: Eukaryota; Viridiplantae; Streptophyta; Magnoliopsida; Brassicales; Brassicaceae
Source: RefSeq, a predicted model, not a curated record
CUCGAUAUCAUUUCUCCAAUUCGAUCGGUGUGUGUAAAAAAUUUUGAGGACGACGACGACGACGAAAGAGAAAAAGAGUGUUUCAGUCACCACCACUGCACAAGGAGCUCGGAAACACAAAAAAACCUAUUCAUCCAUCUCCAUCUCUACCUUUUUCCCCGUUCUGCUUCUUCGUCUCUACCAACCAAGGAAUGCUGUUUAAAUGGAAUCAACAAUGGAGAAUCUAACGGGAAUAGAAUCUACUACAAUGGAGAAUUUAACGGAGUUGGAGAGUGAGAGAGUUGAACUGGUCGCUGACAAGGAAAUUGAAAGUGGAGAGCUAAGGCAGGAUGAUGUAAAGGAAACGGAGGAUGAGAAUCCAGGAGAGGAAGCUCCAUGUCCCAUGGUUACUGAAAUAGGUACUUCACUUGCUUCGAACGAGGUGACUUCUAUGCUUGAGACGGAGACCAAUGAUGAUGAUCCGCCUCGAGUUCCAUCUCCGUCAGUAGCUUUAGAUACUGACGAAGGGUUCAUCAACCCUACUGUUGAAGACACUCCGGAAGAGAACAUAGACCCUAUCUUGAAAGAUGACGGAGAUGCUCUCAAGGUUGACAAAGAUGAUGAAGUAGUCCUUGAAGAAACGGCUGAAAUACCUGACUCCACACUCUUGGAGGAGGGCACAGGAUCACUGCAUCAGCAUGAUGAUAUUGUGAUGGAGGAGGAAAAAGCUGCAGAAGAAGAUGACAUGAUAGCCUCAGGAGACCAUGAAGAAUUUGCAGUCAAUCCUGAUAACAAACAUUCGGAAGAAGAAGGAUCGCUGCAGAAGAACACAGUAAUGGAGCAGGACAAAGCUGCAGAAGAACAUGAGAUCAUAUCCUCCGGAGACCAUAACGAAUUUCCAGCCAAUCCUGAUGCCAAAGUUGUUGAGGAGAACAAUGAAAGUACGGAUGAGGGUGAGGCUAACAAUGUGAAUUUGGCUGGCGAUGGAAGUGGACCAGUCGAUCAUGAUCACGGGACCACAAGGGAGCUUGACACAGAGCUAGAGGUGCCUGGUUCUGAGACCAUAUCUAAACUGGAGGAUACAAGGGAGUUUGACAAAGGGCUAGAGCCUCUCUCAGAAGCCUCAAUGAACGUGGAAAAAGAACCGGACAUGCCUGCCACUGAAAAUUUGACAGACAAUGACAAAAACUCUGAUGUGUUGGCAGUUAGAGUCUCAGAAGACAGUGACAAAGGGUUAUCUGUCUUGCCCGCUACCCAAACUUCCUCUGAUCAUGAUGAAGGAAUGACUAUGGCUGACGCUGAAGCUACAGAAGAGAUGGAACUUGAUCUACCAGAUUCUAAAUUGGCUGCUGAUGCUACUGUUGACUCUACUAAUAACAAGGAUGUCAAUGUUGAGGCUAAUACUGUAAAGCAAGAUAAUUCUAGACAACUUGUGAUAAAUGAUGCAGAUAAUGUAAGUGCACCAGUGAGACGUGGACCCGGUCCUCGUGUUGCAUCUUCCAAUAUAAAGUCUGAAGCGCGGGGUAGUGGAGAUUUGAAUAACGGAGUCCAUAAAAUAGUUCGGACACCAUCUGGCUUUGAUGGGACCAUGCGCCCAAAGCGCUCUUUCCUCUUGGAUGAUAGGUCCGACGGUAAUGAAUCUGGAACAGAAGAGGAUCAGUCUGAUUUUAUGAAAGAAUUGGAUAGUUUUUUUAAAGAGAGAAACAUGGAUUUCAAACCACCAAAAUUUUAUGGGGAAGGACUAAACUGCCUUAAGUUGUGGAGAGCUGUAACUAGAUUGGGCGGGUAUGACAAGGUUACUGGAAGCAAACUAUGGCGGCAAGUGGGAGAGUCUUUCAGGCCCCCAAAGACAUGUACAACAGUAUCAUGGACUUUCCGAGGUUUCUACGAGAAGGCUCUUCUUGAAUAUGAGCGGCAUAAAGUUAGUGGAGGUGAACUUCAGGUACCCCUUCCGUUGGAGCUAGAACCAAUGAAUACUGAUAAUCAUGCGGCUGGAUCAGGUAGAGCAAGGAGAGAUUCAGCAGCACGUGCUAUGCAAGGUUGGCAUUCACAGCGUCUUAAUGGUAACGGUGAAGUUAGUGAUCCUGCUGCAAUCAAGGAUAAGAACUUAGUUGUUCAUCCAAAGCGUGAGAAACAGAUUGGGACCUCCCCUGGUUUGCUCAAACGCAAGAGGCCUGCUGAAUAUGGUGCAAAAAAUGCCAACCAAGUUUCUAAACCUAUGUUGGAUGUUACAGUUGUUGAUGUUGGACCACCAGCUGACUGGGUCAAGAUUAACGUACUGAGGACGCAAGAUUGCUUUGAGGUCUAUGCAUUAGUCCCAGGACUAGUUCGUGAAGAGGUCCGAGUCCAAUCAGAUCCGGCUGGGCGGUUGGUAAUAAGUGGAGAACCUGAGAACCCUAUGAAUCCCUGGGGAGCGACUCCUUUCAAAAAGGUGGUAAGUUUGCCGACGAGAAUCGAUCCUCAUCACACAUCGGCUGUGGUAACCUUAAACGGGCAGUUAUUCGUCCGUGUGCCUCUCGAGCAAUUGGAUUAGAAACAUUUACAGUUUUAACAAAAAGCCGUUGAAGAAGAUCUGAAAAGAGAGAUGAUUGUUAGAAGAUGUAGCUGUUGUUGAGAGUAUUUUGUCUGUAUAUUAUUAUGAGAGCAUAACACCACAACCUGAGAAGAGCCAACUUUAGGAUUCCUUUUUAAUUAGGCCAUCUAGUUUAUGGUCUCUCUCCUCUCUUCUCUUUGAUUGGAUUCUCUUCUUAGUAGUAAUCACUACUGAUCUGUUGUAGCUCAAAAAUCUUUUUCAAAACCCUUUUUCUAUUAGGAAGACACCAAUUUACAACUCUUA